Molecule: messenger RNA, 2688 nt
Organism: Naegleria lovaniensis
Lineage: Eukaryota; Heterolobosea; Eutetramitea; Acrasida; Naegleriidae
Exons: 1
Coding region: 1-2688 (895 amino acids)
Biological process (GO): nucleoside metabolic process
Cellular component (GO): cytoplasm
Molecular function (GO): purine-nucleoside phosphorylase activity
Source: RefSeq, a predicted model, not a curated record
AUGGUUUUUGUGAAUGAAGAAAUUGAACAAGCCAAACAAAAGGUCCUCUCCGAGCUCGGCUAUGCACCUAUGGCCAUUGUGUUAGGAAGUGGUUUGGGCGAUUUUCCAAAGGCUCUCUCCAACACUCGUAAAAUCCCAUACUCUCAAAUUCCUCACAUGCCUCUCACUUCGGUUCAGGGACAUUCGGGUGAGUUGAUUAUUGGUGAAUUACCAUCUUCUGUUCAUGCAAAGGAACACGGAGAAACUUCUGCCAAUAAGAAAAAGCUCAUUUACUGCUUUGCAGGAAGAAUUCACUCGUAUGAAGGUGGACCAUGGGAUGAAGUUACCUUCCAAGUGAAAUUGAUGGCUGCCAUUGGAUGUAAAUUAUUCAUCUUGACAAAUGCAAGUGGUGGUCUUUUUGAUGACAUGACUGGAGGAUGUUUGUGCUUGUUGACUGGACAUUUUAGAUUGUUGGCAAGAAUGGAUCCAAAUAGUUUGGCGAGUGCUGUUCGUGUUUUUGAAAAGAAUAAUGGAAGCAGUACUACUCAACAACAACAAUCGACAGAACUCGUUCGAGUCGAAAAGAAUGAAUUUGAAUCGGAAUUUGAGGCAAAAUAUUCACAUUUCGCACCUAAUUUUUGGACUGCAAAAUAUGUCAAUUUAUGCAGAAGUAUUGCCAAGGAGAAUAAUAUUAAAUUAUUUGAAGGAUCCUAUGCAUGGGCAAGUGGUCCAAGUUUUGAGACACCUCUCGAAGUGUUGAUGGCAAAGAAGUUGGGCGGUGCAUGUGUGGGAAUGUCAACCGUUCCUGAAAUGCUCACAUGCAAUUAUUAUGGAAUGGAUUGUAUGGGAAUUAGUUUGGUGUGUAAUUUGGGUGCAGGAUUGCAAAAAGAACCUCUCACACAUAAGGAAGUUUUAGAGAAUUCCAAAAUUGGUACUGAACAUAUUCAAUUAUUGGUUCGAGAGACCCUUGCAAAUAUUGAAUUUGAGGAGACUAGUGAUGCGCCAUUGGUUAGUGGUGCAACCAGUGACAGUACUUGCUGUGCUUCCUCCAGUAGCACUACCACUCAAUAUGUUGCUUUAAAGAUCAACACUGAAUCAAUGAAAAUCACUGAGGAGAAUAUCAAGCAAGCUGUACAAUUGAUUCAACAAGAAUUGGGUCAAUUCGAUGAGAACCAAAUUAAUAUUUAUUGCACUCAACAAAAUGUUCCAAACUUGCUCCAAGAUGGUAAAAAGGUUGACUUGAUGACGUUACCUAACUUCCCAUACACAUCUGCCUCUGGAAACUUUGGAUACAUUACUAAGAAUGCCAAGAAUCAACUUACACUCAUUUCCAAUGUGCAUCCAAGUUUGGAUAAUACUUUUACCACUGAAGAGUCCUUCUAUUUGACACUUGUAUUCAACGUUCUUAAUGUUCAGAAUGUUGCAUUCUUUGUCAAGUGCAGCGAUCCUAGAGUCACCCCCGAGAACACUGUACAAGAAAUUUCAAGUGUCACUAACUUUGGUCAUGCUCAACCUUUGGAAUAUGUCGAGAGUGUUUACAUUUCUCAUGAUCGAGUUUUGGACGCUGCUCCACUCUCAACCAACGAGAAGCAAACAAAUUCAUACAUGGGAUUUAUGGGUCCAGAUUACCCAAGCUAUAUGGAGUGUCACCUUGCUCAAGAAUUGGGCCAUUCAACAUUUGGUGUCACCUCUUUGAAUCUUUUCUGCGCUUUGAGAUAUUUCGGUUUUAAUGUGAAGGCAUUUGUUGAAUUUUCUGAACACACUUCUCUCAAUCAAGUGCAAAUGCAAAUUCCAUCAGUCAAAAGAAGUGUCAAACCUGUCAAGUAUGACCAGCAAUGUAAAUUGAGAUAUAACAUUCUCAAAUACGAAGAAGUUGUUGAAGCAACACAAUUUAUUAAGGAACAAUUAGAUCUUGGAGACAAGAGUAUUGAUACUGCCAUUUUUGAUUUGAACUUGAAUUUACCAUUCUUUGAGAAUCCUAAUGUUAAAAUUGUCAAGACAUUGGCAUUGAGCGACAUUCCUCAUUACAAGCCAAAGAAUGGAGUCUCUCAAGCACUUUCACUUGUUCGUGUGAGUAGCGACAAGAAUAGUACCGAAAAAUUAGUACUUGUCAUUCAUCAUGUUGGAUUGGAACAAGAUGAAAGUACCUAUCUACUCAGUAACAGCUUGGUCGAUUUGACAUUCUUUGUUCGAGUUUGUCAACAUCUUCAAACUGUUCAAUCCAUCUAUUUGAACAGUGCUGUUUCAAGCGCUCUUUCAGAACUAACUUCUGAACCAAUCUAUUCUCCAAACACUUUGGUGCAGUAUAAGGAUCACAUUAACUUUACUGGAUACAACCCAAUGAUUGGUAAGAAUGAAAAUAGAUGGGGUGACAGAUUCUUUGAUGUCUCUGGAUUGUAUCAUCCUUUAAGAACAACUACAGCAAGAGUUGAAACUUCGAAUGUUUUUUAUUUCAAUCAUGCUCUUCAACUUGAGAAUAGAGCCAUUCGUACCCAUACUUCCAAAUACAAUGCGAAUAUUUUGAGCUCAGUUGGAUGUUAUGAAGCAUUGGUAGCUCAUCAUGACACUAAAGAAAAACACACUAGAACUCGAGUGGUAUCAUUGGGAUUGGUGGUUGAUCAAGCUCAAAAAUCUGAAGGAAAAUUGAUUUGUCCAGAAAAGAAGAAGGAGCUUGUCACUGUUCUCUGUAAUGAUAUUUUGGGAUUGUAA